AUGGUCACAGUCACAAUUACGGUGAUGGUAAUGGGUCGUCACAGUGAAGGUAAUGGUCAUGAUCACGGUAAUAAUGAUGGUAACGGUGAUAGUGGUGGUAACGAUCACAGUCACGGUGAUGGUAAUGGUGACGAUGACAGUAACUGUCAUAGUCACAGUUAUGGUGACGGUAAUGGUUACAAUGGUGAUGACACUAAAGGUAACAGUAACGGUGGUGGUAACGGUCAUAGUCACGGUGACGGUAACGAUCACGGUCACGAUCACGGUAACAGUGAAAAUAACGGUGACGAUGGCAGUAACGGUCACAAUCAUGGUGACGGUAAUGGUGACAGUGACGGUCACGAUAACGGUGAUGGCAAUAGUAAUGGUGACGAGAAAAGUAAGAGUAACAAUAAGUGUAAUGAUUACGGUUACUGUGACUGUAACGGUGAAGGUGAUAGGUACGACAAUGGUUAUGGUGACGCUAACAGUAAUGGUAAUAAUAACGGUGACGGUGACCGUAACGGUAAAGGUAAGGAUGAUGUUGUCGGUGACUAUAACAAUAACGAUAAUAGUGAUGAUAAUGGUGAUCGUAACGAUGGUUGUGAUGAUAAUCAUAAAGAUAAUGACUAUGGUAACAAAAACGGUAACGGUAAUAAUCGCGGUAACGUUAAAGGUAACGAUAACAGUGAUGGUAACGAUAAUGGCAAUAGUAACGAUAACGAUAGAGUUGACAGAAACCGUUACGAUGACAAUAACGGUGACAGUAAUGGUGACAAUGAUGGUAACGGUGACGGUAAUGGUAACGGUAACGGUUACGAAUACUGUAACGGUGACGGUUACGAUGACGUAAGGGUGAUGGUUACGGUAACAGUUACAAUGACGAUAAUGGUGAUGAGUAACGAUAAUGGUAACAGUAACGGUGACGGUGACGGUAACCCUGACGAUGAUAGAAAUGGUGGCGAUAACGGUUACGAUAAUAGUAAUGGUAACGGUGACGAUCACUAUCAUAAUCACGGUGACGACCACGGUAAUGGUUAUGGUAAUGGUAUUAGAGACAGUAACGAUUAUGGUAAUAGUUGCGGUGAUGGUAAUAGUGACGAUGAUAGUAACGAUAACAGUAACUAUCACGAUAACUAUGACGGUAACAGUAACGGUAAUGGUAACAAUAAUGGUAACGGCAACGAUGACGAUAAUGGUGAUAGUGACGAUAACGAUCACGAUCAUGGUUAUGGUGAUGGUAAAGGUUACGUGACGAUGACACUAAAGAUAACGUUAAUGGUGACGGUGACGGUAACGGUCACGGUGAUGGUCACAAUAACAAUGACAGUAAUGGUGAUAGUGGUGGUAACGGACACAGUCAUGGUGACAGUAACGGUAACGAUGACGGUGACGGUAACGGUAGCAAUGACGGUAACAGUGAAGGUGACGGCUACAAUAAGGGUUAAAGUGAUGGAAACAGUAAUGGUCAGUAACGAUAACAAUAAUGGUGAUGGUGACCGUAAUGGUAAAUGUAAGGAUGAUGGUGAUGGUGACUAUAACAGUAACAGUAAUAGUGACGGUGACGUAACGAUGACGAUAACGGUGACGGAAACGGUUACGAUAACGGUGAUGAUGACAAUAACGGUGACAGUGACGAUGACGAUAACGGUUAUGAUGACGGUAACGGUUACGGUGACGGUAACGGUUACGGACAGUUACGAUGGUGGUAACGACUACAGUGACAGUGACGGUAACGGUAACAGUUAUGGCGACGGUAACGGUAAUGGUUACAGUGGCGGUAACUGUAAUGGUAACGAUUACGAGGACGAAAAUGGUUACAGUGGCAAUAACGGUAACGGUUACGAUGAAGGUAAUGUUUAUGGUGAUGGUAACAAUUACGGUUAUGGUGAUGGUGACGAUAACGGUGAUUGUUAUUGUUACGGUGACGGUGAUGGUAAUAGUAUCGAUAACAGUGACGAUAAUGGAGAUGAUAAUGGUGACAAUAAUAGUAACGGUAAUGGUAAUAGUGACGGUUACGAUAAUGGUGAUGGUCACAGUCAUGAUCACGAUAACGAUCAUAGUAACGGUGACGAUAAUGGUGAUGAUAAUGGUUAUGAUAACGGUAACUAUAACAAUGACGGUAACAGUGAUGCUAAUAGUAACGGAAUGGUAACGGUGACGGUAACAGUGACGGUGACGGUAAUGAUGAUGGUAACAAUAACAGUAACAGUGACGGUGAUGGUGACGGUGACGGUAACGGUGAUAGUAACAGUUACGGUGAUGAUAAUUGUAAUGGUGACUGUGAUAAUAAUGGUAACGUUAUGGUUACGUAACGGUAACAGUAACAAUAAUGUUUAUGUUGACGGUGAUGAUAACGGUAACGGUGAUGAUAACGAUGACGGUAAGGGUAACGAGAACGAUCACAGUAACGGUAAUGGUAGCGAUCACUGUAACAGUAAUGGGGAUGGUCAUAGUGACGAUAAUGGUGAUGAUAACGUUCAUGAUUACGGUAACGAUAAUGGUAACAAUAAUGGUAACGGUGAUGAUAACGAUAACGAUAAUAGUGAUGGUUACUAUGACAAUAAAGGUGAUGGUAAUAGCAAUGGUAAUGGUAACAGUAACGAUAACGGUGAUGGAAAUGGUCACGGUAACGGUUACGAUCACAAUAAUGGUGAUGGUAAUGAUCAUGAUCACGAUAACAGUCACAGUAACUGUGACGGUAACUGUUAUAGUAAUGGUUAUGAUAAUUGUAACUAUAAUAGUGAUGGUAAAAAUUAUAGUAACGGUAAUAGUGACGGUAACAAUAAUGGUGACUGUAACAGUAACGAUAAUAGAAAUGGUAACGAUGACCGCAACGGUUACGAUUACUGUAAUGGUUACGGUAAUGGUAACGAUAAUAGUGACUGUGAUUGUAACGGUAACGGUGACAGUGACAGUGAGGUGAUGAUGACGGUAACGAUAAUGGUAACAGUAAUGGUGAAGAUAAUAGUAACUAUCACAGUAACGGUCACUUUAACGGUUAUGGCUAGGAUAAUGAUAAUCGUAACGGUGAUGGUCACAAUAAUGGUAAUUGACGGUGAUAGUAACGAUUAUAGUAACAAUUACGGUGAUAGUGAUGGUAACGGUGAUGAUAACAGUAUCGAAUACUGUAGUAGUAAUGGUAAUUGUAACAAUAACAAUAACAGUGUUGGUAAUGAUAAUGGUGAUGGUAACGGUAACUGUAACAGUAACAGUGACGGUAAUGGUAACAGUGAUGGUAACGGUAACGGUAACAGUGACGUUGACAGUAUUAGUGACGGUAACGGUGAUAGUAAUGGUAAUGGUGACUGGGAUGGUGACGGUCACAAUGAUAGUAAGAGUAACGGUGACGGUAACGGUAACGAGGACAAUCAUGGUAACAGUAAUGGUGACGAUAACGUUCACAAUUACGGUAAUAGUAAUGGUGAUGGUAACGAUAAUGGUGAUGGUAAUAGUAACGAUAACAGUAACGGUUACUACAAUGUGACGGUAAUAGUGAACAUGGCUGUAAUGGAAAUUACAAUGAUGGGCACGGUAACAAUAACGGUGACGAUGACUGUAGCGGUAACGGUGAUGGUCACUAGUAAUGGUAAUGAUGACGGUAAUGGUGACGGUAACGGUGACGGUGACAGUAACGGUUUUGGUAACAAUUAUGGUGAUAGUGAUGGUAACGAUCACUGUAACGAUGAUGAUAACAAUAUCGAAGAUGGUAACAGUAACGGUAACUGUAAUGAUAACGAUAAUGCUGUGGGUAAGGAUAACGGUGAUGUAACAGUCACAAUAACGGUGAAGAUAACGGUAUUACGGACGGUAACGGUAACGAUAACUAUAACGGUGAUGGUAUUGAAAAAGGUGACAGUAAUGGUAAGAGUGAUGGUAAAGGUAACGAUGAUAGUAACGGUAACGGUGACGUUGACUAUAAUAGUGACAGUAAUGGUGAUAGUAACGGUAACAGUGACGGUAACGGUAUUAGUGACUAUGAUGGUGACUUUGACGGUGAUGGUAACGGGUAACGAUAACGGUAACAGUAACAGUGAUGGUAACAUUGAUGAUAACAGUGACUAUGAUGGUAACGGUGACGAUUACAAUGACAGUAACGGUGAUAGUGUGGUAAUAGUAUCGGUAAGGAUGACAAUAACGGUGAUAGUAAUGGUGAUGAUGGAGACGGUAUCAGUAAUGGUAAUGGUAACAGUAACGGUCACGGUAACGAUAUCGGUGAUGAAGACGACUACAAUAAUGGUGAUUGUAACAAUCACGAUCACGAUAACAAUCACAGUAACAGUGACGUUAAUGGUUACAAUAACGGUAGCUAUAAUGGUGACGGUAAAAAUAACGAUAACGGUAACAAUGACGCUAACAGUAACGGUAAUGGUAAUAGUGAUGGUUAUGAUAAUGGUGAUUGUAACAGUCACGAUCACAAUAACAGUCACAGUAAUAGUGACGGUAAUGGUAACGGUAACGGUAACGGUUACAAUAAUGGUAUCUAUAACGGUGACAGUAAAAAUAACGGUAACGGUAACUAUGAUACUAACAAUAGCGGUAACGGUAACGUGGUGA
Molecule: messenger RNA, 4536 nt
Organism: Vitis vinifera (wine grape)
Lineage: Eukaryota; Viridiplantae; Streptophyta; Magnoliopsida; Vitales; Vitaceae
Exons: 11
Coding region: 1-4536 (1511 amino acids)
Source: RefSeq, a predicted model, not a curated record